This is a messenger RNA of Vigna angularis (adzuki bean), 805 nucleotides long. Its product is annotated as AP-1 complex subunit sigma-1. The record is from RefSeq and is a predicted model, not a curated record. Gene Ontology annotation, biological process: intracellular protein transport; vesicle-mediated transport. NCBI's taxonomy places the organism in Eukaryota, Viridiplantae, Streptophyta, Magnoliopsida, Fabales, Fabaceae. Bases 130 to 615 code for a protein of 161 amino acids. Gene Ontology annotation, molecular function: clathrin-cargo adaptor activity. The transcript has 7 exons. Gene Ontology annotation, cellular component: intracellular membrane-bounded organelle; AP-1 adaptor complex; membrane coat.
AGAAAGUAUAAAAUUUUGAUUUAUUUUGGAGAUGACAUUAAGGUAAAAAUCGAAGGUUUGAGAGAAGGAGAAGGAGAAGGAGAAGGGAGCGUGAUCCUAGCAGAGGAAGGCGCGAGCGAAUCGAGGGAAAUGAUACACUUUGUGCUACUCAUUAGUCGUCAGGGGAAGGUCAGGCUCACAAAAUGGUAUUCUCCUUACUCGCAGAAGGAAAGAAAUAAGGCUAUCCGUGAGAUUAGUGGCAUGGUUCUUUCACGUGCUCCCAAGCUCUGUAAUUUUGUAGAAUGGCGGGGACAUAAAAUUGUUUAUAAAAGGUAUGCUAGUCUUUAUUUCUGCAUGUGUAUUGAUGAAGAGGACAACGAAUUAGAAGUCCUUGAAAUAAUUCAUCAUUUUGUAGAGAUUCUUGAUCGGUAUUUUGGCAGUGUCUGUGAACUGGACUUGAUAUUCAAUUUCCACAAGGCCUAUUAUAUACUGGAUGAACUUCUAAUUGCCGGUGAGCUUCAGGAGUCAAGCAAGAAAACUAUUGCACGGUUAAUAGCUGCACAGGAUUCAUUGGUGGAGACUGCCAAGGAGGAAGCCAGUUCAAUAAGUAAUAUAAUUGCCCAAGCCACUAAGUGAGGAAAUCCCAUGUUCCAUUUGGCAUUUUGGGGCAUGGAGCCCUGUUUUUAUUUCUGUUAUGUUGAAUGCUUGAUUUCCUCUCCUUGAUUCUGUUUUCUGUGGUGCAAUAGAAAGGGACAUAAACCAAUUGUGUUUGUUAACAGGAACAUACGAUCUUCUUUAUCUGAAUUCUAAGGUUGGCAAUUUCAUA